This is a messenger RNA of Pollicipes pollicipes, 3299 nucleotides long. RefSeq names its product retinal homeobox protein Rx2. Bases 167 to 1153 code for a protein of 328 amino acids. Gene Ontology annotation, biological process: regulation of transcription by RNA polymerase II. The transcript is spliced from 5 exons. The record is from RefSeq and is a predicted model, not a curated record. Gene Ontology annotation, molecular function: RNA polymerase II transcription regulatory region sequence-specific DNA binding; DNA-binding transcription factor activity, RNA polymerase II-specific. NCBI's taxonomy places the organism in Eukaryota, Metazoa, Arthropoda, Thecostraca, Pollicipedomorpha, Pollicipedidae.
GUUAGUUUAGUCGGUUUGUCCUUUCAUUUCAAUUUGAGCCGCGAUUGGUGAUUAUUGCGCGCGAUCUGCGUUUACCUGGCGGCCGCCCGGCGCGGUGAGCUGCUGCUCGGACGGCUGGUCGGCCUCCGUUCGCCAGGUGUCGCCCCUCGGGCGGCGGCGCGCAGUCAUGAGCGGCGAGCAGCACGAGUACCUGGGCCAGCCGGCCGCCCCAGCCGGCCACGGCAUGCUCUCCCAGUACCAGCAGUCGCUGUAUGCAGCCACGUCGAGCGCCGGCAGCUCCAAAGCGCAGACGGACCAGCGCAACUUCCACUCUAUCCAGGUGAUGCUGGGCCUGGGCCAUGACCUGAACCUGUCGUACGGUGUGGGCGGGGACCAAGGUCUGCUGGCAACCUCGCUGGCCGACCUGACGCCGCAAGGCAGCGUGCCGGUGACGCCGCCGCCGCCGCCACCGCCGCCGCCUCCUCCUCCGCCGCCGCCGCCGCCGCCGCAGCCUCAACCAUCUGCGUCGGAGACAAAGAAGUCUGAGAAAUCUUCCAAAAAGAACGAUUCUGGAGUCAAGAAAAAGAAAACCAGGACGACGUUCACGGCCUACCAGCUGGACGAGCUGGAGCGGGCGUUCGAGCGCGCCCCCUACCCGGACAUCUUCGCACGCGAGGAGCUGGCGCUCAAGCUCAACCUCAACGAGUCGCGCGUGCAAGUCUGGUUCCAGAACCGGCGCGCCAAGUGGCGCAAGCGCGAGCCGCCGCGCAAGAACUACGUGCCUGGCAUGUCCUCUGGCCCGCUGCUCGGAGCGCCCAUCAACUCAUUCAGCGUCAACAACUACUCGCCGGUGCCCGACUGGUCAUACGCCAACAGCUACGACAGUCACGUGAACCUCUUUAACACCAACGCGUACGCGUACCAGCAGCCGCCGCCGCCGUCCGGGCUGGUCUCGGCUCCGCCGCCCGUCAAUGCCUACUCCGCCUACCCGGUCUCGUCGCAGCCAAUCAGCGACUGCCUGUUCGCGCAGACUCCGCCCCGCCCCGAGUUCGCGCCGCCGCCGGGCGCGCGCGCCGAGAGUGACAUCACCAGUGAGGUCAUGGGUGACGUCAUCAAGGUGGAGGACGACCGGCGGGACAAGGACUCGUACCCUCUGCCGUCUUUUUUAGUUUGAGGCACGAUCUGGUGCUGCAGAGGCGGUGAGGCCGCCGCACCUGCCGGGGCGUACGCAGGCUGGCGGACAGCGCCCGGCGCUCGCUACUUUGGCAGGCUGGCGGACAGUGCGGGGCGCCCUCUCCUCUUGCAGGCUGGCAGACAGUACAGGGCGCUUGCGUCUCUCGUGGCCUGUCAGAAAGCGCGGGGCGCUUGCUUCUCUUGCAGGCUGGCGGACAGCGGGGGGCGCCGCUUUUCUCGCGGCUUGGCUGGGGACCAGCUGCACGGCUGGCGGGAUGUUUAGCCACGUCAAGAGUAAUAUCUGGAAGAUCAAUUAAGAUCGAUCCACCAAUCCAUCACCAGUCAAUCAAUGACUUUCAAACGCUCGAAAAUGUGGCACACCGAGGUUAUGAACAGUCAGGGUGUAUGCAGGAUUUUGUAAUAGGGCCACAGCACACAAUCCUUCACCGAAAAGCCAUUUCAGCGAAUUGCAAGUACACGUUUUCUCUUGCAGGUCGUAUUAGGACACCGUCUGGUUUAAUUCAAUGCAUGUCAUUGUGCCUUUUUUCAUUUCAAUGAUUUUAUUCCGACUGUUUUCUUUGAAUAGCAUCUUCCAUGACUGUUGUAUUAUCAACACUUACUCACCGGGUAUAUGUUAAUAUGCAUGGUAAGGUUUGAUACAGGAAGUCGUGCCCUGGUGCCCCUCGUGAAUACGUCAACGGAACGAGGCGCAGGGCAGCUCUCCGCUUCUGGUGGGCCGCAGUCCGACGGCCGCCAGCGCGCCGGCAUAGCGUCCCCAAAUGGGCACCGGCGCUGAGUGUGAGGUCGGCUUGCAUCCGGCCCCAGUCUGCAGUAUUUGGUUGUUCAGUGGCUUACAUCUCGCCCAGUAUACGGUAUUGGGUUGGCCCGGUGGCUUACAUCCGGUCCCAGUCUGCAGUACUUGGUCGUCCAAUGGCUUACAUCCGGCCCAGUCUACGGUAUUUGGUUGUCCGGUGGUUUACAUCCGGUCCCAGUCUCCAGCGACGGAGGGAGAGACAGCAGAGGGAGCCGCCCUCAUCUUUGGAAAACAAAAUCCACGGGAACCUCAUGCAGCAUUAAAUGGCAGGAAAUGAUAUAAUAAGUUUGUUUGCCUCGCCCACUCUCCCCAGAAGGUCCACUGCCAUUCGCCGCCGGUGCCGUUAACUGACACAAGGGCUUGUCAGAUGGUGCACGUUUACCGGGUUUAUGCUCAUUGCAAGUGUCAUGACUCAUCUUGCUGCUGUGUCCAACUUUUAGGCAGUCUAACUAACUCUAUAUAGUUUAUGUAUUUCUAGCUGCUAUGUCUUCAUGUCCCAUCUAGCUUCUGCGUUGAUUUCGUUGCCUUUGUCAGCAAACAUGCCGCAAACCUAGUGCCCACGUUGCACGUCCCUUUCACCAGCCCGCGCCAGUGCAGUGCCUCGCUGCCCCAGCCCGACACCCAGCCUAUGUCCCUCCCACCAGCCUACGCUAGUGCAGUGCCGCGGGCGCCCCUCGCUGUCCCUGUCCGACACCCAGCGUACGCCUCUCUCACCAGAUCAUGUGCCGAAACUCGUUUGUGGCUGGGCGGGGUGGAACGGAAGUUGAGUGAUUAGAAGAGUGCCUACAUACGCUUGCAUUGUUAUAUACGUACCCAUGAUGCCCGUUGGGAGUGUAUUCGUCACAACACGCUACGACUGCGAACUCUGCGUUACAUUUAUAAGAUAUGACAGGUGAAAGACCUGCCUUUUGAGCUUACGGCGUGGAUGUUUCCCCACAUUUACAAACAUCCUGCUCUAGCUUUAGGCCAUAUGAACUUUACGGCCAGCCAAACUGUUGAGAUAUGUGCUCGGCAGCAAUUAGUUCACGACCAAGUAUGUACAUUUUGCGUGGUCAACAGUGCAUUGUCUCCCGUUUUGGCAGCAGUUAUACCCAUAAUCAUGCUGCGCUAUGGCCGACAUGUCUUUUGUGCGUUUGUAUUAAUUCGUUUCUAUUUAGAUCCACUCAUGAAGUUGCAUGGGUAUUGAGCACGAGCAUUCUAUUCUGCAAUAAUUAGAAUCGUCGUUUUGUGACUAACCGGAGUUCGAUGUGAUAGCAGUCCCCAGCACAUUGCUAAUAGUGGUCAUAUCUUAAGUGCACUGGUUUGCGUUUCGCCUCACACCCCCCCCCCCCCC